This is a messenger RNA of Centropristis striata (black sea bass), 1841 nucleotides long. RefSeq names its product transmembrane protein 79-like. Bases 86 to 1390 code for a protein of 434 amino acids. The record is from RefSeq and is a predicted model, not a curated record. The transcript has 5 exons. Gene Ontology annotation, biological process: regulated exocytosis. Gene Ontology annotation, cellular component: trans-Golgi network membrane; lysosomal membrane. NCBI's taxonomy places the organism in Eukaryota, Metazoa, Chordata, Actinopteri, Perciformes, Serranidae.
AGAAGGACGGAGAGGGUUUUUUUUUUACUGCGAGAAGAGUAAACUCAUCAAAUACUCUGCACGCUCCGACUAAAGCUGUGAGACUAUGAGCACCUCGGGGCUUCAGGCCACUAACCGGCAGAAUGUGAAGGAGCUGGACAGCAUGAAGGAGUCCAUCAGCGACAUCAUCAACCAGCUCCAGGACAUAGACCCCACCCGGCUCUCCUUCUCCCCCUUCCUGGACCUGGACACUCAGAUCUCCUUGGCGCCGGUGUCAGACAGUCCCGAGUCCUCGGUGGAGGAGCUGCACUCGUCCUCCCACUCCGUCUCCGGCUCCCAGCGCUCGCUGGAACCGCCACCAGCAGCCAGUCAGCCAAGGAGCUCUGCUCCCUGCCACCAGCAGCCCAGUGAGGACCUCCCAGUGGAGCCAGGAGCAGAUGAGACAGAGGAAGAGGAGCUGGAUCAGACUCUUUCCAGUCCCAUCAUCACAGCGCACAAUCUGGACGCCGCCACGGAAAACUGCAUCAGCACUCCAGCCCCGGCCUCUCAGGGAGACAUUCCCAACGGCACAGACUCGCCCAGAUGGAGUCCAGAAUCCACCAAUCUGGACAGCACGGUGGACGAGGGCCUGCCUCUGAUAGGCCGGCCGCCAGAGAGCGUGGAGCUGACGGUGUGGAGCUCCGAGGGGCGGGGAGAGACUUUGGAGGCCCCGGAGGAGGCUUCAGAACGGGGUCGGUGCUGCUGCUGCUGUAGAUGCUGUCAGAACGGCCGAGUUCCUGCUUUCUUCUCAGUCCUGGCCUCUCUGCUGUGUGCGGCCGGGAUCCUCUAUGCACUCUAUUUCUACGUCCCCAUUAGACCCCCCGACUGCCCCGACACAGCCAGCCGCAUCGUCUUCACCUUGUGCUGCUGCGUGGUGGCGGCCGUCCCCAUCCUGCUCGCGAUGCUCCUGGGUGCAGCGUGCCAGUUCUGCACAGCCUCCUUCAGCCUCCUGCAGGAGUCGACUCCCAGAAGGAGCGCCGUGCAGCAGCUGUUCGUCAAGGCGUCCCUGGAACAGUUGCUCCUCUACGUCCUCAACCUCGUCGUCAUGGCCACUUUACUGCCUCAAGACCAGCUGAAGCUGGUGCCUAUACUGGUCGCCAUGUUCAUCUUUGGAAGGCUUGUUUACUGGGUCAGCCUGAACGUGUGCAGCUCCUGGCGAGGCUUCGGCUCCGGCCUGACGCUCUUCCCGCUCAUCGCCAUGGUGGCUCUGAAUCUGUUCCUCAUGUACACCCUGAAUCUCAAAGAGCCACUUUUUGGCUCUCAGGACGUGCUCUAUAAUCAGGUCACCCCCUCUUCCUGGUCAGGGGAGACAUCACAGAGCCCGAGUGGCAAACCAGACAUCCUACCCACAGACAUCCUGGACGCUCAGUGAGGAGGCGAGCUGCGCUUUCUUCUCUCAGAGGAGGAGAUCUAUUCCGAAAAUAGGCCAUUCCUGUGGUCUGCAGUUCAGCACAGCAACACAUGCUGCCACUAUAACCUCCAAGUCUGUGACAGCUUAACUAGUAUUUUUGCUCCUCCUAUACAGGACUUUUUUAAUGUGGAUUCAUGCUUAUUAUCUGAAAUGCAACAGCUCUUUCCCUGCUAGUGGCGUCGGACGCUUUUGAACAACGCGUUAGUCUUAAAACUUUUGUCCUUUAAAGCUAUUCCAGUGCCUGUAUUUAAUGUUUUGAACUCUAAGUACUUAAAAGCUCUGCUAUAUAUAUGGCUGAAUUUGGUUUGACCUACAAAACCACAAGCAAAGCAACUGCAAUUGUCAGACUUUAUUAUUAUUUUAACUUGUCCAGAAAGUUUGUACAUGAUGAAGACAGAAUAAAAGCCAUUUU